AUGAUUUUCUAUGAGAGAUGGCUUUUUAUUUUCAUUACUUUAGCCACACUACCGACUACCACAAGUUCAAGGCAAUCUACUAUCCCUUCGACACAAACAAAACAUGUUCUACCGACUAUUCCAUUAUUAUUCCACGGAAUAACCUGCAAUUAUGAACGCAAUUAUAGUUUCCGCUAUCUCAAGAUGGUUACUAGGUUGAAGGCUACCAAAUUUUCAGAGGGCAAGUUUUUCCCCCACCAAUUCGACAUUUAUGAUUAUACAUUGAGAGGGCCGUAUUACAUCUAUCCACUAAUAUUUGAAAACAUAGUUUAUGAAACUGGAAUGGUCCACAUCGAUUAUAUGGUGCUAAAUUCAGAUGGCUUAAUUAUGGGCGGAGUUGUAUUGGAGAUACAAAAGUACCGCAAGGAACUAGUGUAUCACCCAUGUCUACCGUGGGAUCAUAAAUACAAGCCGUUGUCAGGUUCUUCGCUUGAAAGUAAACUUGUGGGAGAUUUGCUUAGAUUUGAAUCAUAG
This is a messenger RNA of Blumeria graminis f. sp. triticale, 513 nucleotides long. Lineage: Eukaryota; Fungi; Ascomycota; Leotiomycetes; Helotiales; Erysiphaceae. The record is from the annotation of a GenBank genome assembly.